UGACGUCUCCAAUACAUCCAUCACACACAACACAACAACACAGUGAACAUAAUCCUCCCAAAAAGACACAAAUUUAAAGAUGAACUGCUUGAGAGCUAUUACUCUCUCACUCUCUCUCUUUCUUGUGGGAAUGGUUGGACCGAUCCAAGCUCAAUUGCAGAUGAACUUCUAUGCCAAUACUUGUCCUAACGCUGAAAAGAUUGUUCAAGAUUUUGUUUCAAACCACAUUUCUAAUGCUCCUUCUCUUGCUGCUGCUCUCAUUAGGAUGCAUUUCCAUGACUGUUUUGUCCGAGGAUGUGACGGAUCAGUGCUUAUAAACUCGACGUCAGGAAACGCAGAGAGAGACGCAACUCCUAACCUAACGGUUCGAGGAUUUGGCUUCAUCGAGGCCAUCAAAGCUGUGCUUGAAGCUCAGUGCCCUGGAAUUGUCUCUUGCGCUGAUAUCAUCGCUCUAGCAUCUCGUGACGCUAUCGUUUUCACGGGAGGACCUAAUUGGAGUGUACCGACCGGACGAAGAGAUGGGAGGAUAUCAAAUUCAUCGGAGGCAUUAGCUAACAUUCCUCCUCCGACCAGUAAUUUCACCAAUCUUCAAACACUCUUUGCUAACCAAGGACUUGAUCUUAAGGACCUUGUCUUACUCUCCGGGGCUCACACUAUUGGUGUAUCUCACUGCUCGUCUUUCUCAAACCGUCUAUACAACUUUACGGGUCGUGGAGACCAAGAUCCAGCCUUAGACAGCGAAUAUGCAGCCAAUCUCAAGUCUAGGAAAUGUCUUAGCCUCAACGAUAACAAGACAAUCGUUGAGAUGGAUCCAGGGAGCCGCAAAACAUUUGAUCUAAGUUAUUACCAGCUCGUCCUCAAGCGUAGAGGUCUGUUUCAGUCAGACUCUGCUCUCACCACUAACCCCACGACACUCUCAAACAUAAACCGGAUCUUGACGGGUUCAGUGGAAAGUUUCUUCUCUGAGUUUGCGAAGUCGAUGGAGAAAAUGGGUCGGAUCAAUGUCAAGACGGGAUCAGCCGGAGUGGUUAGGAGGCAAUGUUCGGUUGCAAAUAGUUGAGGGGGUGAAAAUGUAAAAGAUUUGGGAGUUUGGGUGUAGUUGUAACUUGUGAGAAUAAUAAGGAUGAUGAUUGUGAUGUGACCUUUUGGGAUUUUUGUGUGUUUGGAUUUUUGUUAUAGACUUCGUCAAUAAAUAUAUUAGUGUUUUUACGUA
This is a messenger RNA of Camelina sativa (false flax), 1213 nucleotides long. Its product is annotated as peroxidase 3. NCBI's taxonomy places the organism in Eukaryota, Viridiplantae, Streptophyta, Magnoliopsida, Brassicales, Brassicaceae. The record is from RefSeq and is a predicted model, not a curated record. Gene Ontology annotation, molecular function: peroxidase activity; heme binding. Gene Ontology annotation, biological process: response to oxidative stress; hydrogen peroxide catabolic process.